Messenger RNA from Papilio xuthus (Asian swallowtail), 1887 nucleotides. RefSeq names its product leucine-rich repeat neuronal protein 3. The record is from RefSeq and is a predicted model, not a curated record. The coding region runs from base 153 to 1649 and encodes 498 amino acids. The transcript has 10 exons. NCBI's taxonomy places the organism in Eukaryota, Metazoa, Arthropoda, Insecta, Lepidoptera, Papilionidae. Gene Ontology annotation, molecular function: protein binding.
AUAAGAUACAAAAUAUUGCCGUCCGCCAUUUUGUGUUCAAAUGUAUAAAGGUAAAUCAGUGUCCGUAAAAACCUUUGAGAUUUAAUUAUUAGUUUUGUGUUUUUUCCAGUGUUAUGUUUUAAUAAUUAACUUGAAGAGUGACAAAAGGUGAAAUGGACGGUCGAGUCAUAUUGUGGUUGGCUUGUGUCUUGUCGGUGAUUGCUGUCAGUUCCGCUGAAAAUGCUACCACUGUAGCCCCACCCACAACUCUGAACCCAGCUUUGAAUGAAACUGGGAUUUGCAGAAAAUGUAAAUGCAAAGACAACAAAGUGGAUUGCUUCGACCAAAGUAUUUCUGAAUUUUUCUCUCUACAAGAAUGGAAUGAUUUGAAAGGCUUGAAGCCUACAAUUGUGGACUUGAGCGAGAAUCUUAUAACCAACGUGACAGUGAUCGGCGAUCUGCCGAUACAGAUCCUUAACCUCUCAAGAUGUUCCAUAGAGUUCAUAGACAACGCUAGCUUCAGGGACCUGCAGGAGAUGACCACAUUGGAUCUCAGCCACAAUAAGUUGACAACUGAUAAAUUCAGUCCACAUGUCUUCGAGGGUCGUUUCUCCCCCGAGGAAUACGAGCCACUAGCAGCGAUGCGGAAGCUGAACCUGGCGCACAACGAGCUGCACUCGCUGCACCAGGACUUGUUCGAGCACCUUCCCGAGUUGACAGAACUCGACCUCAGUGGCAACCCGCUCGCCACCAUCGACCACGUCACACUCAUCGCCAUCUCCAGCUUGCCUAUGCUCAAGGUGUUGCGCAUGCGCAGUUGCCAACUGACAGAGAUUCCGGAUAAGUUCCUGCACACGCCGCGCUAUCUGGAGCGGCUGGACAUCAGCGACAAUCUACUGACCGCCGUGCCUCAGGAAUUGGAGGAGACUAAGAACCUGGUCUAUCUAAACCUCAAUCAGAACCCCAUUGUUAAGUUGGAUAUGUCAUCCGAGGAUUAUCCAGGGUUCCCCCGUCUCCGUAAGCUUCAAGAACUGCACAUGUGCAACAUGAGGGAGCUCCGUAGCAUCGAGACCGGUGCGCUGGCGGGUCUGGAAAACCUGCAACGUCUGCAUGUCAGCUUCAAUCCCAAGUUGACCUUCGUCGACCCCAGGGCUUUAGCUAGGCCGGAUGAUAUCGGGGAGACUUACGAUUGGCCUACCGUAAAAGAGUUAUACCUACAAUCAAAUAACUUAUCAGAGCUGGAUGCUCGUUUCCUUCCGCGCUGGGAUCUUCUAGAAGCAGUAGAUGUAUCCAACAAUCCCUUCCUCUGCGAUUGCUCCACGCAAUGGAUGGUCGACGUGUUGGUACCGGUGAUUGAAGCAAAGCAUGCGAACGCCACUGCUAAUAUGAUAUGCAAUGAACCGAUCGAAAUGAGAGGCUACACGAUGAAGCACUUACAUGAUGUACAUCGCACAAUGCGCUGCGUCGACAAAUACGGACACCGACCUGAAAAGGACGGCGCCAUGUUGCUCGGGACACUUAUAGGAGUGCUUCUGGCUGUUCCCAUUAUGUUAACCUUGAUGCUGCUGUGGCGACACGGCUACUUCGGAUGGCUCGGUCUCAGAGGACCCGUUGACGUUUCCCGCGCAUUUUACAAACGCGCCCCCGCCGAUGACAGUUUUAAUAUUUAAAAUAUUAUGUAGUUAUAUUGACAUAGUUUUUUUUUGUUAAGUUAUUAUUGAAUUACUAGUAUUGUUAUUUAUUACAUACACUCUGUUUAAUAUUCGACACCUAACCUAAAAUUCUUACUGCUUUGUAUAACGGUCAAAUAGAAAAUAACGACUGUGUAACAAAUACAAUUUACGCAUAUACUUAUACCAAUUUACGUUUAAUUUUUUAAUGGUAUUUAAUUAUGUUUUAACAUGAUUU